AAUUUGACUAAGAAGAAAGGCUUUGAACUGCCUUUGAUCUCAACAAGAUCAGUAAGACUCUGAUUACCGCAGUCAAACGCGUACAGCUGAGUGACUAACAAACGCUUGUGUGUCUGCGGUAAUUAUUCAAAGGUGUUUAUGUGAGCGGAUCAAAGGCAGUGGUUAUUUGAGCUUAUCAGUAUGUCAAACGGUGGAGCCUCGACCAGUGGUGCAACUCCUGAUGAUUUUGACGAUCACGGGGACACAGUGACAGUGUUUCAACAUGAGGGCGAUGGAGAGAACACAGAGCACCUUCAGUCCAUGGACCUCCACGAUGUCAAGACCGCCCUUGAGAAAGAUGCCGAAUUGGACGAGCCUGGAUCAGCAGGCAAGGCGGCUACCUCCCCAACGUCAGCAGCUGGCAGUGCUAGUCUUCAGCAAACCACCAUUCGUCCCAUCAUACAACCAAUGCUCUAUGCGAAUGGUUUCAUGGUUCCACCCUUUGCUGCUGGAACCUCAAUCUUCUCUGCUGGAAUAAGACCCAUUAAGAUGGAGGGAUCCGAAUGGAAAGUUUCGCAAGCACCCACAGUAACUGGUAUACCGUAUAGAUACCCAACUGCUGGUUUCCUACCAGUUGACCAAUCAGGUUUUAGACCUGCCGCUGGCUACCCCUUUAUGAUUCCCGGGCAGUAUGCAGUGGCUACUCGUUAUCAACAGUUUACUACCUUCGGACAGCCAGCCCCUAAUGCAGCAGUACAACCCAACUCAGGCCUUGUACAACCACAGGUGAAAGAGAAGAAGCCGCACAUCAAAAAACCACUAAAUGCAUUCAUGAUCUUCAUGAAAACCAAGAGAGCGGAAGUUAUAAAGGAGUGCACGUUGAAAGAGUCUGCAGCCAUUAACCAGAUACUCGGCAAAAUGUGGCACGCGCUGGAUCGCAGUGAACAAGCCACGUACUAUGAAAUGGCAAGAGAAGAGAGAGCGAGACAUAUGCAGAUGUACCCUGGCUGGUCAGCACGCGACAACUAUGCUGUUCACAAGAAGAGGAAAAAGAGAAAAGCCAAAUCUGAGAAGGGGAAUGACGAAGUUGAGGGUUCGACUGACAGCUGUGCCCUGGGUGAGAGUGAAGGAGAGAGGUGUCCUGAUAAACAUCCAGACAACUCCUCUAACUGGUGUGCACUUUGCAGACGUAAAAGAAAGUGUGUCAAACGAAAUAACGACGAUGAGCUAGAUAUCUCGGAUGUCACUAAAAAUGGAAAAGUUGCUUCUAUUUUGGGAACUGUUGGACAGGAUCGCAAUGAAGACAGUACAUAUGUCACUACAGAAUGCCGGGAGGAUGUCAUUGUGUUGUCAGAAACUAACCAAUCAGAAUGCAGUAUCAUCCAAGCUCCAAUCACAUUACAAACAAUCCCAACAUAAAACUACUGAGUGUAUACAUGUAUUUUGUUUCCAUGGCGAUUGCUGUAGUCUCAAUUCGAAUGGUUGUUUUCUGUGUCAUGAAAGCUCUCAGUCACUUGACAGGAUAUUUUCAUACCUCACACACAUGCAUGCAUGCUUUCCAAAUCUUCAAUUUAUUUUCAGCCACAUCAAAAA
Messenger RNA from Halichondria panicea, 1572 nucleotides. Its product is annotated as transcription factor 7-like 2. NCBI's taxonomy places the organism in Eukaryota, Metazoa, Porifera, Demospongiae, Suberitida, Halichondriidae. The transcript has 12 exons. Gene Ontology annotation, cellular component: chromatin; beta-catenin-TCF complex. The record is from RefSeq and is a predicted model, not a curated record. Gene Ontology annotation, molecular function: RNA polymerase II cis-regulatory region sequence-specific DNA binding; DNA-binding transcription factor activity, RNA polymerase II-specific. The coding region runs from base 181 to 1398 and encodes 405 amino acids. Gene Ontology annotation, biological process: canonical Wnt signaling pathway; regulation of transcription by RNA polymerase II.